This is a messenger RNA of Amaranthus tricolor (Joseph's coat), 684 nucleotides long. RefSeq lists its product as uncharacterized. Gene Ontology annotation, molecular function: zinc ion binding. The transcript is spliced from 2 exons. The record is from RefSeq and is a predicted model, not a curated record. The coding region runs from base 1 to 684 and encodes 227 amino acids. Lineage: Eukaryota; Viridiplantae; Streptophyta; Magnoliopsida; Caryophyllales; Amaranthaceae.
AUGAGUACGUUUUUGAAAAAGCUAUGUCCCAAGAUAAAAGAUUUUGACGCAGCAGCAUAUGACUAUCUCAAAAAUGUGGAAGAGCAGUGGAGUGUGCACAUGUUUGACAGGACAGUUUGUUGUUAUCAUAACACAACAAACUUCGUGGAGUCAUUCGAUGCAAUAACAAAGGCCAACAGGGACAUGCUGUAUUUCAGGAAUUGGUGCAUGAAAAGGAUGGGUUCCAGGUUCGAUAAAGCAGUAAGCAUGGAACCUAAUGAUCUAACAGAGCAUGCAAAGGGGGUGCUGGCGACUAGGACUGAUGAUUCUAGGUUCUGCCAUGUCACUGCAGCUGGUGGUGGAGAGUUUGAGGUGAGGCAUGGCCAUGACAAGUUCCCUAUCACCCUUGGAAAUAUGACUUGUGGGUGUGGGAAAUGGCAAGGAUCAGGGAUCCCUUGCAAACAUGGGCAAAGGGUCAUUUACAACCAGAGACUUGAUCCUAGGGACUUUGUCCCACCUUUCUACAAGGGGACUGCUUACAAACUCACUUAUGGAGACCACAUCCACCCCAUGGCUGAUCCAACUCACUGGCCUUCACUAGAUGUGCCAGAAAUUGCACCACCCCAAGGGAAAAGAAAUGCUGGCAGACCACCUAAGCAAAGGAGAAGAACUGCUCAUGAGGCAAAAAAAAUGAAAGAGCCAUAA